This is a messenger RNA of Closterium sp. Yama58-4, 1082 nucleotides long. NCBI's taxonomy places the organism in Eukaryota, Viridiplantae, Streptophyta, Zygnematophyceae, Desmidiales, Closteriaceae. The record is from the annotation of a GenBank genome assembly.
AUGGUGAAGGCCGGAUUUGCCGGAGACGAUGCGCCCCGUGCUGUGUUUCCCAGCAUUGUUGGUCGUCCUCGCCAUCAGGGUGUGAUGGUAGGGAUGGGACAGAAGGAUGCCUACGUUGGUGAUGAAGCCCAGUCUAAGCGUGGAAUCUUGACCCUGAAAUAUCCGAUCGAGCACGGUAUUGUGACGAACUGGGACGACAUGGAAAAGAUUUGGCACCACACCUUCUACAACGAGCUUCGUGUCGCUCCAGAGGAGCAUCCGGUGCUUUUGACUGAAGCUCCUCUGAAUCCUAAGGCGAAUCGCGAGAAGAUGACCCAGAUUAUGUUUGAGACUUUCAACGUGCCGGCAAUGUAUGUCGCCAUUCAGGCUGUGCUCUCCCUGUACGCCAGCGGUCGUACCACUGGUAUUGUUCUGGAUUCUGGUGAUGGCGUGUCGCACACUGUUCCCAUCUACGAGGGUUACGCUCUGCCUCACGCUAUCCUUCGUUUGGAUCUUGCUGGCCGUGAUUUGACCGAGUACCUGGUUACGAUCCUGACUGAGAGGGGUUACUCCUUCACCACGUCUGCCGAGCGGGAAAUUGUGAGGGAUAUCAAGGAGAAGCUCGCUUACGUUGCCAUUGAUUUCGAAGCGGAGAUGGCAACUGCACAGGGCUCAUCUUCUUUGGAGAAGAGUUACGAGCUUCCUGAUGGGCAGAUGAUCACUCUUGGUUCUGAGCGAUUUAGGUGCCCAGAAGUGCUUUUCAACCCGUCGCUGGUUGGCAAGGAAGCUUCGGGUAUCCAUGAGACGUGCUACAACUGCAUCAUGAAGUGUGACGUCGAUAUCAGGAAGGAUCUGUACGGCAACAUUGUGCUCAGCGGUGGUACUACCAUGUUCCCUGGAAUUGCUGAUCGCAUGACCAAGGAAGUCACUGCGCUUGCGCCCAGCACCAUGAAGAUCAAGGUGGUUGCUCCACCUGAGCGGAAGUACAGUGUCUGGAUUGGUGGAUCCAUUCUUGCGUCGCUGAGCACCUUCCAGCAGAUGUGGAUUGCCAAAAGCGAGUAUGAUGAGGCUGGCCCAUCCAUUGUUCACAGGAAGUGCUUCUA